Molecule: messenger RNA, 1111 nt
Organism: Neomonachus schauinslandi (Hawaiian monk seal)
Lineage: Eukaryota; Metazoa; Chordata; Mammalia; Carnivora; Phocidae
Gene: MRPL18
Product: mitochondrial ribosomal protein L18
Exons: 4
Coding region: 88-675 (195 amino acids)
Biological process (GO): translation
Cellular component (GO): mitochondrion; ribosome
Molecular function (GO): 5S rRNA binding; structural constituent of ribosome
Source: RefSeq, a predicted model, not a curated record
CGAGCCGUAGGUGACCUCCUGUAUCCAAAAGCUUUUCCCUGAGUUAACAUGGCUGCGGCCGGCAAGCGGCUGGGACGCCGAUGAGGAAUGGACGCGAGGCUUUUCCGAGGUUUUCCCCGCGAUCCCUCAGCAAUGGCGCUCCGGUCGCGGCUCUGGGAGAAGCUGUCGGUUUGCAGGAACCCCGGGUGUGGGGUCGCAGCGCUCUCAACCAGUUCCAAGCCAGCGGCGAAGCCUGAAGUGGACCCUCUGGAAAAUGCAGCUGUUGCCCCAGAGUUCACCAAUCGGAACCCCCGCAAUCUGGAGCUCUUAGGUGUGGCCAGGAAAGAGCGGGGUUGGGGGACAACGUGGCCCUCCCGUGAGUUCUGGCACAGGUUGCGAGUUAUAAGGACUCAGCAUCAUGUAGAAGCGUUGGUUGAGCAUCGCAACGGCCAGGUUGUGGUUUCAGCAUCCACUCGGGAAUGGGCUAUUAAAAAGCAUCUUUACAGCACCAAAAACGUGGUGGCCUGUGAGAGUAUAGGACGAGUGCUGGCAGAGCGAUGCUUAGAGGCAGGAAUCAACUUCAUGGUCUACCAACCCACUCCUUGGGAGGCAGCCUCAGACUCGAUGAAACGACUACAGAGUGCCAUGACAGAAGGUGGUGUGGUGCUGCAGGAGCCUCGGAGAAUCUAUGAAUGAAAGAGGAGCAUUGUUCCGAACGUGUGAAUAUAAAACUGUGAGCUGUUGCGUCCUUCAGAAGAGAGCAUCUGGAAGAACAGCCAGCUGGGAAGUUUUGUACAAUCAUGUAACAGUGGAAUGUUAUCACCAGUUAAGGUCAUCCCCUCCUCCUCUUGUGUGUAUGUUGGGGGGCGGUGGUUUAAUUAAGGGCUAAAUUCUUCCCCUUCUUGGACAGAAGUAUCUGGGAAAAGCUGUUGCCAAUUAUAAUUAACUUUGCAAGGACAAAUUAAAUGUUGUUUAUAAGUUAAAGAAUAAACGCAGAUAUGAGCAGUUUCUGGUUACAUGAAAUCUUCUUUGCCUUUGAGCCCUCUGUGGCAAGAGUACACAUAGGAGAUUUGUGCAAACUACUUGUUACCAUGUCCAGCUCAUAGUGGUUAAUCUCAAUAAAUGACAGCUG